Messenger RNA from Oncorhynchus kisutch (coho salmon), 3892 nucleotides. RefSeq lists its product as uncharacterized. The coding region runs from base 11 to 3892 and encodes 1293 amino acids. The record is from RefSeq and is a predicted model, not a curated record. The transcript has 8 exons. NCBI's taxonomy places the organism in Eukaryota, Metazoa, Chordata, Actinopteri, Salmoniformes, Salmonidae.
UUUAGCUGAUAUGCCGUCAGUGAAUCUUGGUACUGAGGCAAUGUCUUUAUUGAACAAAAGAACCUCAACUGUUAAUUCCUUGAAGGAAAUGUCUGAUCGGCAAGGCUCUGUUGACCUGUCCUUUAAAGUUGAGUCCACAGAAAUUCAGGGACAUCAUCUACCACAGUUACGGCAAGUCGUAACUCGGGCUCAAUCCGAGCAGGGUUUACAGCAUAAAAAACCUCUCCAGAAUGCGGCUGGUGUCCUUGCCAGAAAACAGUCGCUGUCAAAUCAACCGCUCACUGUUCAAACUCAUCAGGCAGCAUCAGCCCCAGCAAACUCUGUAAAAGCAGCUCUGGAUAUGUCUCCCAGGCCAUCAAUGCCAUCGGAGGGCCAAUCUGAAAUGACAAGCAAGACUGGAGUAAUAUCUCUGGUGAAGACCAAACCUACAGCUAGAGAUGUUGCCUGGAAAGACUCUGUUGGUGUUCCAUUGAUAGUGGACCAGCCUCCCAAAAUACAGGUGCAAAUACAGCAGGUAGCCCCCAGCCCUGUUUUACACCAGCCAACUGCUAUAUCUGCUUCAGUGGUUCCCACAGAACAUUUAAUUCCAAAUCAAUCUAUGAGAGUAUUGCAGCCCUCUGCUCCUCAGCCUUACCAGACAGCCUCAGCUCCUCGUCAACCUUAUCAGACAGCUUCGGCUCCAGCAAACUCUAUAAAAUCUACAUUAGAUAUGUCAACUCAGAACACACUUGUGAGACAGGCUGAGGUAUUGACAGAUCUUGACCAUUCAGAUGCAAUGGCAUUGGUGAAGGCUAGGCCAUUGACCGAUACCAGAGCUCAGAAGGACUCUGUCGGUGUUCCUUUGAUUGUAGAACCACCUGCUCCCGAGAAGCAACCAACUGUUCCCAGGCAACAAAUGCCUAAAAAUAUUGGGCAAGUGCCUCCUUGUGUUCCAACCUACCAAACAACCUCAGCACCAGCAAACACCAUCAAAGGCUCCUUAGAUAUGUCCCCAAAUCCACUCCAGAGACCACCUGAAAUUACCACUGAACCCUCUUGGACUGGAGUAAUGUCACUAGUUAAAAGCAGGCCCACUGUUACCAAGAUUAAGUCUGUUGGUGUUCCUUUGAUUUUGGAACCAUCUUCUCAGCUUAAACAACAAUUGUUGCAGGAAGCCCCUACAGUCCAAGCCCGAGCAAAGCAACAGGAAAGACCAGGCAUGAAUGGAGUCCACACAAUAGAACCUCUGCGCCAGCAGAUCCCCAUGUACCACAGGAACGGGGUUCUCUCGCUUACAAGGCAGCUAAACAAAGACAACCAACCCCUCAAUACACCUAUGGACUUCUCUGCCCAAAAAAAUAAUCCCCAACCUGUGGCCGUCCGUUACACUGUAUUGGAGGAUGGGCAACCUAUGGAUUUCGCCAAUGUGAAGAAAGAAAGGGUUGAAAGAAGGCCUAUUGGAAAGAAGCCACUUCAGGGCGCUGUUGAUCUGAGUGUGGAGGUUGAAGAUAACAAACCUAUAAUCAGAACUGAUCAAGAAGUAAAGGAUCUUUCCUCUCUAAGGGGUUCUAUUUUCUCACUGUAUCAGUAUAAUAACCUGCAGCAAACCACAGCCUCUCAUAUUGAGGUCAGACCAGAUGCCUCUGUUUCUCCAGAUCAGAAACCAUUGUUUUCUAGAGAAUCCCCCAUAUCAACACAGCCCUCUGUGCAACCUAGCAUGCAGUUCAGAAGGGAAGCCAUAGUCACACCAUCACAAUUGGAUUAUUCACAGAAAAGUCCAUUGAAUGCUUCAACUCUUCAUAGUCCUUCACUUCGAAGACAAGUAGAACCUCCUCAAACCUCUGUUGCUCAGGUCAGAAGGAUGUCCAUCACACACGACAGUUCCCAACAGCAUAUUAAUGGUCCAAGUGUCAUUGAUCCUAAACAAGAAACACAUAAAGUAGUUCUGCAGGAACUACAACAACAACAACAGCAGCAGCAGCAACAUCCACAGAAUGAAACCCUAGGAGAGCUUGACAACCUGGACUCAAGUGCACCCUUUAUCCAAAAACAGGAAGCCUUAGAGGUCAGUAUUCCUGGGGAGUCUACACCCACUGAGGUAGUUCCCCCGGAGCUCCAGGAUUCUCUAUUCUGCAAGAUCAUGCUCAGCCUCCAGCUGGACCCAGAGGCCCAGCACCAACAGCACCAUCUGGAGGAAUGUUUUCUAUGUUUGGUGGACCUGCUGCUCAAUCACAACCUGGCCCAAGAGGGCCUCCACCUCAAGAAAAAGGGCUAUUUUCGAUGUUUGGAGGAUCUACUCCUCAGCAACCACCCAUGCCUAGAGGUCCCCCUGGACCCGGUCCACAAGGUCCUCACAUGGGCCCAAGAGGUCCAAUGGGUCCAAGAGGACCUAUGGCCCCAAGAGUUCAAGGUCCAAUGGGUCCAAGAGGACCUAUGGGCCCAAGAGGUCAAGGCCCUCCAGGCCCAAGAGCUCCUAUGGGUCCAAGGGGCCCUCAAGUUGGUGCUGCCCCACCAAGAGGCCCUCCAGCUGGGUCUUCUAUGUUUGGUGGCGCAGCAGAAAAGCUCCUUCUUUGGUCUGCCAACCAACCUCCCCACUGAGUCCCUGACCAGUGACCUGUUUGGUGAUGUAAAGGACAGUUGUGACCCUGUAAAGUCAGCACUGUCAGGAGAGGCAGAUGUGACAACCGAAGGAGGGCCAACUGAAGAUACCCAGAGGCCUAGUGAGGAGGAGAAAGAAGCUCUUUCUGAGGGAGAGGUAACCCAUGAGGAGCCUGGUGUCGUUUCUCGAGAGCCUGAUUCUUCAGGGGUUGAUAAAGCUGGACCACCUCCAGCUGCAGAGCCUAAGGGCAUGUUUGACAUCCCUAGUCUGGCUCCAUCUACAUUCGGCUUCAUGUCUGGAGCAUCUGAUGGUGCUUCAUCUCUCGGAUCCUUCUUCUCUUCAACGCCUUCAACCCCACCUGCUACAGCGAAGACACCACAAGACGGUGGCCUCUUCUCUGGUUUUAAAGGCCUCUCGUCUGGUAUAUUUCAGGAAGAGAAACCUGCUAGAAAGGAGGAGCCUCCUUCGGCUGCAUCCAUGUUUGGGAAGACACUGGGCUUCCCAUGGCAGAGUGGCCCUGAACCUCCCAAAGCAGAAUCCCCUCCUUCUGUGAUCACCACUCAGCCCAGAGCUCAGGGUGCUAGACCAGCUGAUGCUGACGACGGUUUCAGCGAUGCAGAGGCAGACUCGGACGCGACAGAAGGCGCAGAUCCCAGUGACACCGAUGAGCCAACCGACACAUCCGGUAAAACAGGAAGCAUGGACAAGAGCCCGGGGAGCAGCGAGACACUGACGAUGCAGUCAGGGAUACCUUCAGAGGCAGUGUCCCUGGCAAUGUCUCUGUCAGAGGGUUCAGAUAAACCUAAGUUACAUAUCACCCCUCCUGAUGUAGGAAAGGACACCCUGUCUGAACCCCCCUCCUCUACAGAGCCCAAUGCAGCCAAUGUACAGCCAAUGGACACGCUCCUGAUGAAGGACCCCACUAAAAGCCCGGUGGACAGCAGCCGUUUUGGGUCAUCAGGGAACCUCAGCCAGGCCAGCUCCCAGCUCAGCUCUGAACCAGAGGCUCCCCAGCCCACCAGCCCUCACCCCCCUCUCCACAGCCAACAGAAAGCCUCCUGGGAGGAAGAGGAGGAAGAGGAGAAGGGGCUGAGGGCUGUCCCAGAGCCAGGGUCCAACAAAGAUCUGAAGGAGUCCAUCGUCACACCGCCCAAACCCCUGGACAACCGUGGGACAGAGAAACAGAUCAGCUUCUGUGAGCAUGGGCCACCUCCCUGCUCUCCGGUCAGAGUACGUUGGCUGAAGGUCAUCAACAAAGUCAGAGUUCAGCUUCUCGAGCGUAGAUCUGUGAGAAUAGAGAGGACCUGUCCCUAG